AUGAGCGAAGUCCAGCAGAAGCAGUCAAAUUUUUCUACUUGUUCACUUGUAUUGCAGGCAUUCUUUGUAAUGUCUAAUCGGGCAUCAACACGGCUGUUACAUUUGAUGUUCAAGCAAUGUUGUGUUCGAGUUACACACACUCUCCUUGCAUUAUUUCUAUCAGCGCACGUGAGGCUUACUCUUUUUGUUCUCUGCUCACUCACGCACGUCGAAGUAAUCUCUGCUUUACCUGAAGCAAAUGUUGCUCAGUCCCAGCCACGUUCCUUCGAUAGCAUUCUAUGUCAAACGAAUAUUCCUGGCGAUUGUGACCCAUAUUCUUGUCAUGGCACCUGUGAAGGAAGGUACGUUCGUUUCUGGGAUGACGAACUUAAACUCGAUCGUACUAUGAAUAGUUGCCAUUGCGUACAGGAACCAGUUUGCAGUCUGAUUGGUGUGAACACUGACGUAGGCUGCCGGACAUACACAAUGCUCUCAAAAUCCACCCAACGAUUGAUCCGAUUGUGGACGAUGAACGCUGCUGAAAAAAUAAAUUACUUGCAGAAGCAACAACUGAUCACAAAUUCAGGACGGUAUUGGGAACGAUCUCGACACAAGCAGUUGCUUGAUGCUAAUUCUCGAUUUUGUUGUUGGACGCAGCAGGCGAAAGGGUCAAAUGUCACGAAGGUCAAUUUUACUCCCACAAAUUAUUCGCUUGUUUUCUACUUGCUGUUUUGUGCAUACUACUUUUGUAUAUCUUGA
Messenger RNA from Thelazia callipaeda (thelaziosis nematode), 738 nucleotides. NCBI's taxonomy places the organism in Eukaryota, Metazoa, Nematoda, Chromadorea, Rhabditida, Thelaziidae. The record is from the annotation of a GenBank genome assembly.